Molecule: messenger RNA, 4336 nt
Organism: Anopheles funestus (African malaria mosquito)
Lineage: Eukaryota; Metazoa; Arthropoda; Insecta; Diptera; Culicidae
Exons: 5
Coding region: 84-3572 (1162 amino acids)
Biological process (GO): proteolysis
Molecular function (GO): serine-type endopeptidase activity
Source: RefSeq, a predicted model, not a curated record
UAAAGUCAAGACGUCCGGAUCGAAAUUAGAAGCUCUCCGUGAAUGGCAGUUCGGUAGUGCCUUAAGCUUGUGUGUAGUACAUCAUGCGUUAUCAACUGCGAUGGUUCAUUCUGCUGUCCACUGUAUUGUGCACGAUGGGCGAAACAGUGGGUGUUAAUCGUUUAGUGUGUGGAAGGCGUAAGGUAAGAUCUGUUUACCUCAUCCACAAUGGUAUUGAUGCGAGAGCCGGGCACUGGCCAUGGCAUGCGACCAUUUUUCAACGAAAGAACGGUGAAGAAGACUACAGCUGUGGAGGAACCAUCAUUGAUGAGGAUACAAUUCUUACAUCUGCUCAUUGCGUUGUAGUGUCCAAUAAAGCAAUUCCAGCAAAUCAAAUCUCAGUGCAUGUGGGUCGUAUGCAGCUAAAAGAAUCAAACCAAUAUACACAGGUCCACAACGUGCGAGAAAUCAUACCACAUCCUGGAUUCAAAUCAAGAAGAUUUGUGCACGAUAUCGCACUGAUCAAGCUUGCCACAAACAUUACGAUGACAAAGUUCGUUCAACCAGUUUGUCUAUGGACGAUGGACAACGAGCAGGAGUUGAUCGUGGGCAAGAACGGUACAGUGCUCGGGUUUGGCCUAACUGAGCAAGAUGUUGUGGCGGAACACCUGAAACAGGCACUGGUUGGUGUAGUGGACACAUUGACCUGUAUCGAAAACGAUCGGGCAGCAUUCGGAACACAGCUCACGCAGGAGAUGUUCUGCGCUGGUGGAGCGGAGGGAGUCAGCGCGUGCAAUGGCGAUAGUGGCGGAGGUUUAUUUUUAGAAAUCGAUGGCAAAUGGUUCGUACGGGGCAUAGUCUCGUUUAUACCAACACACAGAAAGACAGGCCUGUGCGACACAUCGAAGUACACAGUUUUUACCGAUGUGGCGAAGUAUAUGGAAUGGAUCGAGCAGUACAUUAACCGAAACGUGUUGGUGUUUGACACGGAUGACUACGAUGUGGAUUAUGAGGAGAAGCUUCCGCUGUUUAACUUGAGCACGUGUGGCAUAAGCUCUACCACCUUUUGGGCUGACGAGUCACGAUCGACGUUACCUUGGUUGGGGAAUGUCAUUGUGUAUCCUACAACUUUCGCUAAGUGCAUCGUUACUCUUGUGAGCGAAUGGUACGCUAUUGGUCCUGCGAGUUGCCUGGAGAAUGCUGGAAGCGAGCUUCGUGUAAGAUUAGGUGAUUAUCAGCAUUCACCAGAGAGCAAGUGUUUCGAUCGCAAUGGAACGACGGUGUGUUCCACCCCAUCGCAAACUCUACAAAUCCAUAGAAUAAUCAUCCAUCCAAGGUACAGCAGAAAACAAUUCACAGACAACAUAGCGCUGAUUGAGCUACUAACUCCUGUGGACACAACGCAGCCGAAUGCGAAACCCAUCUGUGUGCCGAUUGUAAAAGAGCUUUACACGAACCAAACGGCGAACCUAUCGGUUGUCAGUUAUUCAUCGAACAAUCGAUCAUUCGAAAGUAAACCCAUAAACUAUGUGAACGCCUCAUACUGUGCAAGUGUUUACUCGGAAAAAGGAUUGAAACUCAGCUUGGAAGAGAAGCGAAUUUGUGGAACAUUGUCAGCCGAAGAUGCAGUGGACUGUACUGCACUUAAGGCAGGUGUGGCUUUGCAGGAGUUGGUUACUUUCGGUACAAGCGAACGAUAUGUUCUUCGUGGAUUGGAUGGGUUCGGGCUUUCUUGUGGAGAAGAUUUACCACCGACUGUUUACAUUAAUUUGUACGCUUACCUCGAUUGGAUGCUCCAUAGCAUGAGAUCCAAUGAGCUGGAUGAGUCGGCCUUCGAUUCCGCCAUCGAGUCAAAAUGGAAGAAACUACAACAGCAAGAAGGUAAAGAAAAGCUGCGUAUCUUCGAUAUGGAGUCUUGUGGUGAGAGCUUAACCUUGCAAGGAAAUGCUCGAUCGAUUACUUAUAUGCCUUGGAUUGGUUCGCUAGAGGGAAUUGAAGAUGUGUUUAAUACGGCGGAGAGAUUACAAAGCAAAAUAGUACUCAUCAGCGAGUGGUAUGCAUUGGCACCGGCUCAUAUUUUCAACAAAACAGUAUCUUGGCGUUCAAUUACUCUAGGCUAUCACGAUGUGCUUUUGGAGUUGCGUUGUGACAUUGUGGGAUGUGAUCGUCCUUAUCAGAAAAUAGCCAUCAAACAGGUUAUUAUUCAUCCAGAUUACGAUGGAACGUUACAUUCGAAUAACAUUGCCCUGAUCGAGUUGCUGGAGCCCGCCAACACGACUAAACCUUUCAUCAGUCCCAUCUGUUUGCCGCUUAUGGAAGACCUUCGCAACAGCACACCGUUGGAGUUCCGGAUGUCAACCAGUCUGUUGGACAGUAGAAGGACGAUCCGUUUAAGCUCACUCAACUGUCAGGCACGGCUCAUCCAUCGAUCUUAUUUCUUUUCUAGUCACGAAAUUCCACUAUGUGCAGAUGACUACGAAAGUGGUGUUAAGCGGUUUGUAGAACAUGAAGGUUCUGCACUGCAAGCACUUUUAUUUUUUGCCGAUCAGAAACGUUUCUUUCUUAACGGGAUAAGCUUUCUGUUGAGGACUGAAAGGUCAAUAAAUGAACAGUUACCUUACUUUUACACGGAUACAAACCUGUAUCUAGACUGGAUCCUGGAUAAUAUGAACAGCAGAACAGAUCGUAAUAUUACAAACAACGAACGGACGUCACAACCGAGCCGAUUGAGUCGAACACCAGUGCGAAAUGUGUCCAAGAGGAGGCUUUUCAAUUUUAACACAUGCGGCUUACAUUCGAAUGGUUCGGCAGAACCAUGGAUUGGUUUCGUGGAAGCUUGGGAUCCUGCCUAUCAGUCAUAUCAAUCUUCGAAAUGUGCUGUCACCCUUAUCAGCGUUUGGUAUGCCGUAGGUCCAGCGCGUUGUCUAAAUCAUGAAGUUGAUCAGACAUUUGUUCAGUUUGGUGGUUUCGAAAGAUUGGGAGAGAUGGAAUGUAACGCUGAGAUCUGUAAACCUCCAACACAGACCAUUCCGAUCGAGAAGAUCAUUCUGCAUCCUGGCUACAACACUAUGAACCAUGACAAUAACAUUGCUUUGGUGCAGCUUGUCACACCUGCCGACAUUACCCAAGAUAACGUAAAUCCCAUCUGCUUACCCGUUAUAGACGAAGUACGCAGUUAUGAUGUAUCCAGUAUGAGGGUAGCUUCAUUUGCUGCAGUGUUAGAGAAAUCCUUAAUCACGACGGAGAUCGGUGAUAAGUACAUGGAUCCUGCCGAGUGUCAAAAGCGAUGGGAUGGAUUAGCAUUGAAUGUUCCGAUACAGCACACAAAACUGUGUACACUUAGGCUAGAAAGUCUCGAAUGUUUCAGCAUAGGACAAGGUUUUCCACUUCACACGACACAAGCAUUAUUGGGAAUAGAACGACGUUUUCUUCGCGGAGUAAUGACCGAACGACCAGGAGACUGUGACACAUACUAUCCGCUAGUCUAUACAGAUGUUGAUGUUUAUCUUGAUUGGAUAUUGGAGAAUAUGAAUGCGACGUUAAAUACGCAGGGACUGGCAAGUAAUUUAACAGAAUAUUUAAUAUUUGUGUAGCUUGGGGGUAUUUUUUAAAGUGUAAUAAGUCGCGAGUAAUAAAUUCCGAGUUAUCGAUCGGAGAAUCGAUGUCCCGUAAUUGGAUUGUAAGCAACUUAUAUUCUUUAUUCAAAUGAACGAUAAUACGACGGUCCUUAUUAGUUAUGAAAAGUAAGUAUAUAAGUAAUAAUUCUACAAUAUAACAAUUUUGGAAAAGGUCAUUUAAGGUCGUCAGAGAAUGCGUAGUAGAUCUAAACUGAGAUAGAGUGAUGACGUUGAUACAUCCACUCCUGUGACCAGAAAGCGGUUAAUGAGCGGUUUAGAGAAAUCUCCUGCAGCAGGCCAAGACUGCAAGUGGUUAUAGUGCAGGAUAAGUUAAAAAAUAUGAUUUAUAAUAGUAGUAAAAGUUUUCUGUUUUCCAAUUGAAUACUUUCAUUCACGUUGUGUUUGUAACUAGCUUGGAUGUCUACAACACAACUUGUUAGGCCGUAUGUUUCUUCUGACGUCAAGGUCACAAUCAAAAUCCUAAAUCUGCAAUGACCGGUUUUAAGUUGUAUAGUUCAGUUAGUCAACCAGUUCGUUAUGUGUUCCAAAAAUAAAAUAAUGGGUUUUUUCUUGGCUGAUAACUGUUCAUGUAGUAGUAAUUAAACCUGUUCCAAUAUUUGUUUCUUUCUGGAAAUCCUCAAAUCCAUACCGGAAACCAGUUUCCCAAAUAAACCACCAGACUUGACCUGUCUUGGCGAACUGAAACAGAAGUCUUUGAAAAAACCUGUUUCGAUUAUCCA